Molecule: messenger RNA, 358 nt
Organism: Strongylus vulgaris
Lineage: Eukaryota; Metazoa; Nematoda; Chromadorea; Rhabditida; Strongylidae
Source: the annotation of a GenBank genome assembly
AAACGACAACAAAUCUACCAUAUCGAGUCAAGCUGUGCCUGUAUCUUCGCUCUACGAAGAACCUCCAGAAGAGGAACCUAUGAACAACAACAAAUCUACCAUAUCGAGUCAAGCUGUGCCUGUACCUUCGCUCUACGAAGAACCUCCAGAAGAGGAACCUAUGAACAACAACAAAUCUACUAUGCUGAAGAAAGCUAUGCCUGAGUUAUCGCUGUAUGAGGAACCACCCGAGGAGGAGCUCAAAAUCAAUGCAAACUCGUACUACGAUCUACCUCCUGGUCCAUCAUCGUCAUCGAAUCAACUCUACGAUGUACCACCAGUCUUAGAGGAAAACACACAUCAAUUCAAUAAGCUUUCU